Messenger RNA from Diaporthe batatas, 1197 nucleotides. RefSeq lists its product as uncharacterized. The transcript has a single exon. Bases 1 to 1197 code for a protein of 398 amino acids. The record is from RefSeq and is a predicted model, not a curated record. NCBI's taxonomy places the organism in Eukaryota, Fungi, Ascomycota, Sordariomycetes, Diaporthales, Diaporthaceae.
AUGUCUGAAGGAUCAUCGCACGGCACCUGGGAGAUCAAUAAGCUGGAUCAACCACAGCCAGCCUGGCUGAUCGACAUUCUCAAUCGGCCGAGGCCGUCGGCGCCGUUACAGCCCUGGUCCCCUCCCGACGAUCCAGAUAAGCCGAGUCUCCCAUAUAUUCCGGGCCUUGCCCUGGACAUCGAUCGCCACGUACCACCACCACCUUUCAUCGAAAGUCUUCGGAACAACUUGGAGCCGCGCCCUCCAGUGUCUGAAGAUUACCUUCGCAGCACUCCGCAGAGCAAGGCCGUUGUGGACAACCCCCCUAUCGAGACCGACCCACCCACCCGACCCGAGACGGCGCGGUUGGUAGUUACCUCCCCCAUCUGUAUCGGGGCGAUCCGCGGUGCUCAGAUUGUCAGCUGUAUAAUUCAUCCCAAAUCGGGCAGCAGCCCUUACGAGGCCACUGCCAAGAUCUACGAUCCACUAUACUACAACCCCAAGCCUACCCACGAGCCGCGAGACGUUGUGUAUGAUGCCGACCAAGAUUACAGCAACGAAGCAUCAGCUUAUAACCAGCUUCACGAGACUGGACAAGCAGGCUCGUCUGCUCCAGCGUACUAUGGGUCCUGGACAUUUCACCCACCCAUUACCGUCGACAGCAAGUCAUGUAGUAGACCAGUUCGAUUGAUAUUGAUGGAAAAGCUGAAUGGAAGCACAAUCCGAGAUACUCGCAUUCGAAAUAAUCCAAACAUACGGGAAGGAGACUCCUUCCAUUACCCCGAAGAGUAUAGACUGGGAAUAUUAGCACAUGCUAUGGACGCCUUCGUCAGGCAGUUGCAAUUCGGAGUCAAUCAGUUCGAUUUCGCCGGGCGCAACGUUGUACUUGUGCAAGACGAUCAGAAGAUCUCCCAGACAUCGGUGACUUCAGGCGGACUGCCUCUACCACGCGUCGUACUGAUUGACUACAACCAUGCCAUCGUCAACCAAGCUUCUUCCUAUCCAUCGCUGCCCGAGAACCCCAUCGCCAUAUUUUGGAAGGUCUAUCUCUGGGCAGACUUCGCAGGUUGGGUCCCCAAUGAGUGGGAGGAUGGCAAGUCUCACAAGAAGUGGCUUAUUCGGCGGUUCAACGGAGACAGCCAGAGACAGCUCUAUCUACCUGUUGACGACGAGAGAAUCAUGGAGGAGAUGGAAAAUUACCGUGAAGCUGGAUGCUAA